This is a messenger RNA of Anisakis simplex (herring worm), 255 nucleotides long. NCBI's taxonomy places the organism in Eukaryota, Metazoa, Nematoda, Chromadorea, Rhabditida, Anisakidae. The record is from the annotation of a GenBank genome assembly.
AUGCACAUCCAUCGUUCGUGCAUCGAGCGUGCCCCACUGCCGUGUGUACCAAGAACACCAACGCCACGUACACCAGCCAAACAACGACCACGACUCAAAGAUUUUUGCCCACCAACACAGCCGAUGAUACCACAUCUUAUCAUCCAUUGCGUUGUCGCACUUGAAAAGGAUCGCUUGUCAACGGAGGGUCUUUAUCGCAUACCAGGGUUCGUCGCAUUCACAUAUUUCAUCACUUUUUUUCUGUUCUUCGACUAG